[Torrubiella] hemipterigena is the source of this 1419-nucleotide messenger RNA. Lineage: Eukaryota; Fungi; Ascomycota; Sordariomycetes; Hypocreales; Clavicipitaceae. The record is from the annotation of a GenBank genome assembly.
AUGCCUAUGGGGGACAUUUAUAUUGCACGCCUUCGUCCUUGCCAUUGGGUAAUUGGAGGCACCGUUGGCUACACCCAAGUCUUGAAACAUCUUCUCUCCGCCAUCACUCACUUCUUCUGCAAUAUACUCAUAAUGGUCUCCGAUUGUGGCAAUGGCGGCAAUGCAUACCUAUCCUUGCGGUUAUCGUGUGAUCGGUGCCGUUUGCAAAAGCUAAAAUGCUCCGUGCCGGCGGGUGCCAAAACUUGCCAACGAUGCACGCGAGCUAGAGUCCCUUGUAUAUUUGGACGCAGAUCAGCAUCGUCGACAAAGAACUCUUGCAAACGAAAAGACAAAGAACAAGACCGCUUGUCCACUCCUCCAUCCCAAACGUCAAACGAGACGGACGCUGGUAUUAUCACACCUCCUGUCUCAACUGUGUCGACCAUGUCGCCCCCCCUUCUCCCAUGUACCAACUUGUCCAACGUCAAAUACGAUAUGACGAACGAUAACGGAUCUCUCGGUGACGAUACAGUAUCGAUGAAACUCCUUGGAGUAAAUCUCGAUUAUUCGAAAGGGGCUGAUGAUGGAUUCACAUUCGAUUGGUUACAGCCGUUUGACAUGGAUGCCAGUAACACGUUCGACGUUGAGCACGCGCAGACCAAUUUCACUUUCGAGUCGUCGCCAUCGAGCCUUGGUAGCUAUCAAAUGCACCGGCUACCCACAGAUGCCAUGGUUGUAGACAAUAUUGCGGCGACCAGCCUGUCCGGAGACCAGCGUCUUAUGUCUCUUGUUGCUGAGAUCCAGCAGCAACUAUGGAAACUGGAACAGCUCCCGUGGAAUGCGGAAAGCAGCCAAUGCAGUUUAGAGACGUAUCCAAUUGGCAGCAUACUUGACCUAUCACGGCAAUUCCGUGAUACGGUCGAAGUGACUUUUAACAACGCAAGUCAGAGCGGCGUCGGUGGCGACCAUCACACCAAUAACACCUCUCCUGCUGCGCCAACCAUUCUCCUGGUCAUGUGCGGUUAUAUAUGGCUUAUGCGCCUUUACAACAUUGUACUUGACGAUUUCAAAAGACAUUUAAAUUACAUACCAAGUGAACAAGGUGUGGAAGUGGGGGCCCAUGGGAUCGGCAAUCGCGCCGUCGCUGGCGAUCUUGGAGGCGGGAACACCACGCCUGGUGGGACUAGUACGCUUCGCUGGGGAGACUUGACUAGUAUAGAUGCCGCCAUUGGUCUGCAUCAAAUGUCUAAUGCUGUUAGAAUGAUGUUAAGUAUGCUUCAAGACAUCGAGAGCAAGCUUGGUAACGGCGCUGCUGCCGCUCGAGACACAGCAAUGAUUAUGCUUAUCAACUUGGGCAGGAUGCAAGAGAGCAGCUCCGACGGAUUUAGUCAAAAAGCCAUCAUGGUGAAAAACCUUUUGCGCGAAAGAAUCGGCCUAUAG